GAUACUGCAAAGAGAACUUGAACCUCGCCAUGGGUCGAUGGGCCGUGGAUGUGGCGCUAAAUCAAGGCAUGAAGACCUUUGCAGCUUCUCUCAUGGGCUACGACUUCGUAUGGGUUGCCGAUCCAGACAUGGCAGAGGAGAUCAUGCAAGGCGACCCACACAGGUACACAAAGGACUUCUCGAAGCUUCCCCUUGGUGGUGACCUCCUUCAUGUGGCCUUCGGGGACGGUCUUUUCUUUGCCCCAACGGAUGAUGAAACGUGGCAAAUUCCUCAUCGAAUCCUGAAGACACCUUUCUCAGUGCGAGGCAUACGUACCAUCAUGCCAAUGAUGCGCGAGCAAGCAGACAUGCUCAUUGCAGCCCUGAAGCGUGAUGUUGGCCAUGGUGGGAGCACUUACAUCGAUGCCUGGGUGACAAAGAUGGCCUUCGAGACAAUUGCAGUUUGUGGGCUCGGUACGUCUUUUGGCUGCUUCGAAGAUGACCAAACACAUCCUUUCAUCAACUCGCUCAAUGAGGUGAUUGGCUCCAUUGAUCCGUUGGGUCAGUGUCCGCCCAUGCUGAGGCCCAUUCUCUGCCGUCAGAUGAUGAAGAAGUUCAUCAGCUCAAGCAAGAGUGUCCGUGACGUGUGCUGCGACGUGAUUCGCAAACGUCGCGCAGCUGGGGCUGCUGACGGUCGGAAGGAUCUUCUGGAUAUGAUGCUGAACGAUGUGGAUGCGAAGACCGGACGCUGCAUGACCGAAGACAUGAUCGUUGACAACGUGCUCACUUUCCUGUUUGCUGGUCAAGACUCAACUGCCGCGGCUAUGGCUUCUUGCCUGUGCUUCCUGUGCUCCUACCCUGACUGCAAGGAUCGGCUGAUCCAAGAGAUCGACGCGGUGGUUGGCAAGGGCCAGCUUGAGUGGGAUCACUUGGGACGAUUGCAGUAUUUGGAUUGGUGCCUGAAGGAAACGCUGCGACUGGCUCCCCCGGCCAUCGGCAUCAUGCGGAGCUCCACCCAAGAGCAGAUGCUGGGAGGAAGGUGGCGGAUGCCCUCGCAGAUGCCCGUGAUUAUCAACAUCAUGGCAUUGCACUACAGCAAGGAGCUCUGGGGAGAAGAUGCUGCACAAUUCCGACCCGAACGUUGGGAGCAGGGCCAGCCGCACAAAUUUGCUUACGUCCCGUUUGCCACCGGGCCACGCCAGUGUAUUGGCAGAGAGUUCACCUUGGUUGAGCAGAAGGUCACGAUGGCCGCGCUUCUGCACUGA
This is a messenger RNA of Symbiodinium pilosum, 1244 nucleotides long. The record is from the annotation of a GenBank genome assembly. NCBI's taxonomy places the organism in Eukaryota, Dinophyceae, Suessiales, Symbiodiniaceae.